Gossypium raimondii (Peruvian cotton) is the source of this 963-nucleotide messenger RNA. RefSeq lists its product as uncharacterized. The record is from RefSeq and is a predicted model, not a curated record. Lineage: Eukaryota; Viridiplantae; Streptophyta; Magnoliopsida; Malvales; Malvaceae. The transcript is spliced from 2 exons. The coding region runs from base 1 to 963 and encodes 320 amino acids.
AUGGCAGCUAAUCGUUUGGAAUCUCAAGGUAAAUUACCUUCCCAGACAGAGUCGAAUCCUCGGCAAAAUGCAAGUGCAAUAACUCUUCGUAGCGGAAAAAUUCUGGAACCAGUUCCCGACAAAAGGAGGCUCGCAAAUGAUAAGAAAGCGAAUGAGGAAAAAGAAAUCUUCGAAACAUUCAGAAAGGUGGAGGUAAAUAUCCCUUUGCUCAACACUAUCAAACAAAUCCCUCGUUAUUCAAAAUUUCUCAAGGAAUUGUGCACUAGCAAGAGGAGGUUAGUAGGUAACGAAAGAGUGAAUGUAGAAGAGAAUGUCUCUGCAGUACUGCAAAAGAAAGUUUCGCCCAGAUACAAGGAGCAAGGUAUGUUUGCUAUUUCUUGUGAGAUAGGUAAUUUAGGCAUUAAGAAAGCCAUGUGUGAUUUAGGGCCUUCCAUUAAUGUUACGCCUUAUCCUAUUUGUAAGUUGAUUAACGCGGGUCCUUUGAAAAAGAAAGAAGCAAUAAUCCAGUUGUCGGACAGGUCAGUCAUCUAUCCCGAAGGGUUGCUUGAAGACGUCUUUGUUAAAGUUAACGAAUUAGUUUUCCCUGCAGAUUUCUACAUUAUUAAUAUGGAGGACGAUAACUCAACUAAUCCGUCUGAUAUUUUUCUUGGAAGACCAUUUCUAAGUACCGCAAGUGAAAAAAUUGAUGUUCAGAGUGGAACAUUGACAAUGGAGUUUGAUGGCGAAAUAGUGAAAUUCAAUGUCUACGAAACCAUGAGUCAUCCUAACUCAUUAUCAAAUAUUUCCAGUAUCGAUAGUAUAGAUUGUUUAACUCAAAAUUAUUUUGAAUAUCAUGACUUUGAUGAGUUGGAAACUGUCCUUUACAGAAGCAUUGACAUGGAUGUUUUAAGUCGUCUCGAGGAAUUAGCAGUUAUAGAAGAUCCGUUGCGAGAAAUUGUCAAACACUUGGAGACGCAACCAUAG